AUGCAAACGAGCGGGACGCCACGGCACCCCGGGAAGGUGUUCGUCGCCGUCGCGGACGUUGCGCACUGCCUCGCCGACUUCCAGGUGUUCGACGUGCGCUACAGCCUCUGCGACGAGACCCACGGCAAGAGGGCGUACCACAAGGGCCACCUCCCGGGCGCCGUCUUCGUGGACGUCGACGGGGACCUGAGCGGGCCCAUCACGCUCGCCACCGGGCGGCACCCGCUGCCGGACGCCGCGGCGUUUGUGGGGUGGUGCAAGUCGAAGGCCAUCGGCGCGGGGAGGCCGGCGCUUUGCUACGACGACGUCGGCGGUGCCAUGGGCGCCUGCCGCAUGUGGUGGAUGCUGCACUCCCUCGGGAUCGAGGCGUACGUGCUGGACGGCGGGUUCCAGGCGUACGACGCGGCGGGGCUGCCGCUGGAGACGGGGCUCCCGGAGGUGGAGGUCGAGCCGCUGGAAAAGUGGCCCUACGCGACCUCCUUCAAGCGCGCCCUCACAAUCGAGGAGGUGCCGCCCAACGCGGUCAUGGUGGACGCCCGCCCUGCAAGCCGAUUCUCCUCGACGGUGCGGCCCCACGGCUUCGACACACUGCCAGGGAGUGUGCAGAACGCCCUCUCGUGCCCGUGGGACGGCUUCAUGCAGUGCAAGGACCAACACAGGUGCCUGAAGCCUGACGAGGAGUGCCGCCGCAUCGCACUCAAGGCACUCGAAAGCGUGUGGGAGGUUAUCCACGCGGAUGCCUCCAACUGCGUCUUUUUCUGCGGCAGCGGCGUUACCGCGACGCUGUCCAUCGCCGUCCUGAGCCACCUCGGCCUGGGCGAGACCUUCCUCUACGGCGGCUCGUGGUCCCAGUACGGCGUACGGUUCGCUUUCAGCACGGCCCGCCGCAUUGUGGAAGAGCACGGCAUGUUCUUCAAGAUGCUGUCGCCGAACCUUGACGACAGCCCGGCGGUGACUGCGGCCGACGCGGCCACAGUUGUGGUCGACGGGGCGGUUGCGCAGCAGCCGGACGCGGAGGUCGCGGCGGCCGUGGCGCACAUGCGCAUCGGAGAAAAGGCGCAGGUCUUCUUUAAGAGCCACAGGACCGCCGUGAUUGAGGUGCUGCCGAAGUAG
Molecule: messenger RNA, 1113 nt
Organism: Trypanosoma conorhini
Lineage: Eukaryota; Euglenozoa; Kinetoplastea; Trypanosomatida; Trypanosomatidae
Product: mercaptopyruvate sulfurtransferase
Exons: 1
Coding region: 1-1113 (370 amino acids)
Biological process (GO): transsulfuration
Molecular function (GO): thiosulfate-cyanide sulfurtransferase activity
Source: RefSeq, a predicted model, not a curated record